AUGACGGGCCCUAUUACUGCAGUAGAGGACCAAGUAACACAACUUGCUCUGUAUCUGAUGAAGGUUGACAUGUUCCCUGUCUUCUUCAUCGCCCACUUUUGCCUGUCCUGUCUGCUCGUCAGAGAAGAUUCCAAAGAUGUGGGAAUAAAAUUUAGACAAAACCACCCCUUUGCCUCAUGGUUGUGUUCCGUAGUAACUGCCCUGUCUGGAUUGUUUGUGUUGAACUUUCUCUUUGGCAAACCUUUAAUUGAAGCUGCGAAGGAAAGCACACUGGUUACAGUUAUCACAGUUAUAUGGUACCUGUUGAACUAUUCACCUUCAGAUGUGGUCUACAAGAUUGUCACAUUUACUCCGGUGCUGCUGUCUGCUUCAGUGUUGCAAGAGUGUCUUCGUGUACGCUUUAUUUACCUGGGAAUCCAGACGGCUGCCCAGGAGUAUCCAGGGCACUUCCUGGUGAUCCUACUGGCUGGAGUCAUCAAUGGAAAUGGUUACGGACUUAUUAAGGUGGCUGAGCGUCUCAUUCGAGGGAAGUGGACGCCAGAUACCAAUGAACUGUUGGAUGUUACAUAUUUCACCAAGUCUGGCCUGUAUGCCAGUCUGCUGUUCAUCCUGCACCAAAACAAGAUCAUUCCAGUGCCCAUCGAACUGCUGUAUCUGGGGAUCAUCGUGGCAUUUGUCACCCUGAGAUUGCUGAUUACUGUAGGAAACAUUGAAGACCCGCUACUACCACUUGAAUCCCCACUCACCUCCUGGCUGUUUCGACCUGCCCCAGAAGAGACCCGGGUCGAAGUGAACCAAGCACACAAACAAAAAUAG
This is a messenger RNA of Candidula unifasciata, 816 nucleotides long. The record is from the annotation of a GenBank genome assembly. NCBI's taxonomy places the organism in Eukaryota, Metazoa, Mollusca, Gastropoda, Stylommatophora, Geomitridae.